AUGGUUGGUAAAGAAAAGGGAUUUUUUAAGAGAAUCAAGGAUAAGAAUGCUGAAAUACUUUCAUAUCAAUGUAUAAUUCAUCAAACAUCCCUGUGUGGCAAACUUAGUACAACACUGAAGGAAGUAAUGGACAUAAUGAUCAAGUUGAUUAAUUUUUUGCGGUCCCGAUCUGCUCUUCAGCACAGGCCGUUUAAAGAUUUUUUAUUUGAAUGCAAAGUGAUCGAACGUUUUUGGAGUAUAAAAGAAGAAGUAAUCACGUUCUUGGUAUACUUGGAUUCAGUAGAAUCAAAACAGUAUCAUAAAUUCUUAACAAAUGAGAGCAAUAUGCUAUCUGUGGCAUUUUUAAAAGACAUUCUUGGAUAUUUAAAUGUACUUAAUACUGAGUUACAAGAGCAAAAAAAGUUAAUUUGUGAUUUGAUAUCAAGUGUAUCUACAUUUCGACGAAAACUUGAAAUCUUUGAAGAAUAUAUGAAAAAUCAAGAUUUUAUUCAUUUUCCAACAAUCCUAGAAUAUAAAAAGACUUCCGAUAUAGACUGCAGUAUGUUUUUAAGUUUUUUAUCGGACCUUGGUGAAGAAUUUGGUAAAAGAUUCAAAGACUUUGCAGAAAUUGGAAAACUGUCUCAAUUUUUAAAAAAUCCGUUUGAAGUUUCUCCAACUGGAGAAUGA
This is a messenger RNA of Sipha flava (yellow sugarcane aphid), 666 nucleotides long. RefSeq lists its product as uncharacterized. The coding region runs from base 1 to 666 and encodes 221 amino acids. The record is from RefSeq and is a predicted model, not a curated record. NCBI's taxonomy places the organism in Eukaryota, Metazoa, Arthropoda, Insecta, Hemiptera, Aphididae. The transcript has 2 exons.